Molecule: messenger RNA, 2732 nt
Organism: Caenorhabditis sp. 36 PRJEB53466
Lineage: Eukaryota; Metazoa; Nematoda; Chromadorea; Rhabditida; Rhabditidae
Source: the annotation of a GenBank genome assembly
AUGUACAAGCCUGGUGAUACUCCAAAAUCGAUUUUUGAGAAAUUGAACGCCUCAUUCGAUCCGGAUCACUUUUUGUUAGUCUGCAAUUUUAUAAUCAAAUUUUAAAUGCAAUUUGAUUCAGGGAGCCCUAUUUGUCCGGAGAUGUUCGAGAAUCAUUCAGAGAAUCCACUGAAAUUCUGAAAAUUGUCCAGAAUUUGGUAAAACUCCAGUUGUUUCAAAUGCUUUUCGAACAAUUCAAAUUUUCAGAGCGACACAGAGGCCUACGAGCUAUUGGCGGAUAUCAUCGUAAAAAUGACAUUUAUCGAGCGAAAUUUAUGCGAAAAUGGAGCCCAGACGGCCGAAGAAUUGAUGACGACUCUGCAGGAAAAGUGUGAAGACGGAAAAGCGGUUUGUUUUUCAAAAUGCUCGCAAAAAAACGCGUUUUUUUUGUUUCAGCCGAAUCCGUUCUCAUGCCCGGCCGAAAUUGCCGAGUUUUGCGACCAAAUGUCUCCGAUUUUUUUGAAAGACAAAUUCACGCGAAAAUACAAAAAUUCAUCGGCGGCCUUUCGAAUUUUGGUCGUCGAAAUGCGUCAGUUUCUUCUCAAAAAUGGAACGGCGGAUCGAAAGGAUUUCCGGAAAGUGUGCGAUUUAUGAGAUGCAUAAGAUUGCUUUCAAAAAAGUCGUGUUUCAGUCUAAAUUCAAUGCAAUCGAAAUGGAAAACUAACAACGAUUUUCUCAAAUACGAGCAUCGAAUCGAUUGUGGAGUGCCCAACUCGAUGAGCUCGAAAAUUCCCGAUUGUUUUGAGUACGGUAAGAAAAUUGAACAUUGCAAAACGUUGUGCACCUAACUUUUGCCGUUGCUUCGAGAUAAUUAUUAUUAUUUUUUCUUCAGACUUUGCCACGGCAACUCUCCGUCUGAAACCGGCAGGCACCGCCCAUCUUUCCCUCAUUCUUCCCGUUCUUUUCUUGAAUGCAGACACGUAUUUCCAGCACAAACAGGAUGAGAGUCGGGUCGUCGAGCGACUGAUGCAAAUGAUCCGCACCGGAUACAUGCAGCACAGAGUGCGUAACCGCAAUUCGAUUUUUAGGGGUUUUACUCAAUUUGAUCUGAGUAUUGGCUCAAACAUAUUUUGAAUUUUGCUGCUUGGCGCCAAGAAACAGCUGGACUUUUCUAGACCAAAUUCGCCAAAACUCCAUCUUUCUUCUAGCCAAACAGGAAAAACCGUUGAAACAAUGAAUUUCUGUGUGUUUUUGAAAACAGUUAUGGGGUUAACUGUGAAAAAAUGAUUGUUUUCGGUUUCACGGUCUCCCAGGGCGCUAAUGCUAAACACAGUGCGCUCGUAAGUUGCGGAGUGUCGUUGUAACUUUUGAAAAUUUGCAGGUCUGAAAAUGCAGUUCAAUUCGAGUUUACGACCUUUAUUUCUUUCUUUUUGACUUGAAAAACGUCUAGAAAACAAUAUUUUACCGAUUGGAAACCGUCCUUUACAGAAUUUAGAGUUUUUCAUGUUUUUAGCGUCUUUUUCGCAUUUCGUCAAAACUUCAAACCUUUAUAUUUCAGCUCAUUUUGCAUUUCAUGAGCCCAACGAACGAUAAAAAUGUUCGCUGAAUCUUUCUUCACAAAAUUUAGGUUCCGGCGGUUAGUUUUCUUGAGCAGUUUUCGAAAACUAUUCUAAAAACAUCAAAAUCCAGGCCAAAACCUUCAAAUCGAAAUAACUCGGCUAAUUCUCAACGAUAUGUGAGAUUUCUGUUACGAAAACGUAGCUAGUGCUCUAAUUAUUCGGAUCCAGGUUCCAGGCGCACAAAAAAAUAGCUGUAUUGUAUAGAAAACAUGGAAAGAACGCGAACUCCCGUUGAAAAUUAAUUAAUCGGCCGCCGCGUAAAUCGACACAACCAAGUGCGCCCCAUUGAAAUCAUUCGCGCCGUGGGAGACCGUGGGUUUUUUUGUUUUUUUACGUCAAAAAAUCCAAUUCAGCGAUGUAAAAAAACGAAAAAAAAACGGAAAACAAACAUAGCCCCAUUACGUGCCAGCCUUUUUAAACAUUGGUUUGCAGGGACGAGUGAGCGAGUUGUCGAUGAAUCCGUCUUCGAUUUCAGUCGAACCGAUCGUCAUGCGAAAAGAGUUUCCGAUGCCGACGAAUGACAGAGUGAGCGCAAAUCCAUCGUGGAAACAUUUCCUUUCGAGGAGAAUGGUGAGCAGUGUAGAUUGUUUCCUAGGCUUCCUAGAGAAUGUUCUGAGAAAAUAGAGGGAGAUUCUGAGGCCUGAACUUUGAGUCAAAGUCUUUGACCCACUUGCAAAAAUCCGAUCGGGCCCAAAAUAAAGUAUUUUGGGUCCGAGUUGCAGACCAAUUAUACGGGUUUUGUGAAAAUGCUACUAAAAUCCAAGUGCAUUUCAAUUCUUGCAGCUAAUCACGAAAUCCAUGUGCGCGCCCAACUGGCCCCAAAAGUACAAGAUGUACGUGCGCACGUACCGCGCAUUCGAGGGCGAUUUGCUGUUGGGCACUCUGCCCCGUCCCGACCACUCGAUCCAAUUGAAGUUCGCCGCGAUCGACAGGGACCGUCUGUUGUUCUCGUCGCUCAUCGCUCGUAUUAUACGACAUGCGGAAAAGCAGAAGUUGGUUCGACGGAUUGUGGACAUGGAAAAGGAGACGGAGAAGGAGGAAGAGGCGGCCGCGGCGGCGAAAAACUGUUCAGAUGAUGACAGUGACGACAGUGACGAGGAUGAGUGGCGACGAGCCAGUCAUUUCCGUACUUGA